GGGCAAAGCUGGAGCUGAAAGGGAAUUCAGAGGCCUUGGUGACUGCCUGGUUAAGAUCUACAAAUCUGAUGGGAUUAAGGGCCUAUACCAAGGCUUUAACGUGUCUGUGCAGGGUAUUAUCAUCUACCGAGCUGCCUACUUUGGUAUCUAUGACACUGCGAAGGGAAUGCUUCCAGAUCCCAAGAAUACUCAUAUCUUCAUCAGCUGGAUGAUUGCACAGUCUGUCACAGCGGUUGCUGGGUUGACUUCCUAUCCGUUUGACACCGUGCGUCGCCGCAUGAUGAUGCAGUCAGGGCGCAAAGGAACUGAUAUCAUGUACACAGGCACGCUUGACUGCUGGCGGAAGAUCGCUCGUGAUGAAGGAGCCAAAGCCUUUUUCAAAGGCGCGUGGUCCAAUGUCCUCAGAGGCAUGGGUGGUGCUUUUGUGCUUGUCUUGUAUGAUGAGAUCAAGAAGUUCACAUAAGUUAUUUCCUAGUUUUUCUCCCUCUGUGAACAGGCAUGUUGUAUUAUAUCACAUAUCUUGAGCAUUCUUGACAGACUGUUGGCUGUCUAUUUAUCAAUGGCAACUACUUACUGGUUGAAAUGGGAAGCAAUAAUAUUCACUGGACCAGUUUUCUCUUAAAGCCAUUUCCAUGAUGAUGGGACCCAAUUAUAUUUUUUAUUUCAGUCACUCCUGGUAAAUAACAAAUUUGAAGAAAUAAAAAAUAUCUGAAA
Molecule: messenger RNA, 714 nt
Organism: Vicugna pacos (alpaca)
Lineage: Eukaryota; Metazoa; Chordata; Mammalia; Artiodactyla; Camelidae
Source: RefSeq, a predicted model, not a curated record